UCCAUCAGACUGUGGUCUCUUUGGCCUCUCCGGGAGCCGGCGGCAGGCUUCCCCCAAGAAGGAAGUCCUCUUUGCCUCCUCCGCCGAAGCCCUUUGCCUCUAUUCUCUCCGUCGGCCUCCUCCGUCUCCUUCUCCUUUCUUCUCGUGCUGUUCCGUACGAACGUGAUUCCUUCGGUUGGAAAUCAAGGGCGGUUCGCUAGCUUGCUUGGACUGCUUGUUCUUCUUUUUCUUUGUUUUGAAGAAUCGAAUCCUCUUGAAGAUAAAUCUCAUUUGACCUCAUCAGAAUCUGCCUACAACUGGAAUAGCUCCGGUUUAAUUUUCGAAAUAAAUCGGGGAUUCGGCCAUGCCCCGUGGCAAGUCUGCCCCCGGCGGCAACUUGUUUUACCGGAGGAAGCAGUCGUGGCGCGCCGAUGAGUUCGUAAACAAGAGCACCCUGCAGCUGCUAGAUUUUGAUGACGGCUCACCACCAGAAUAUGCUUGGAGAAGAAAAUUAAGUAGUCAUGCUAAUAGGCUGAAGGAGUUCAAUGUUACUUUUAGAGAAGCAUUCAAAAUGAUGAAGCUUGGUCUCCGGCUUUGGUCAUAUGUUCGGGAAGAAGCUUCUUAUGGAAGGAAAGCACCAAUUGAUCCAUUCACGAGAGAUAGCAGCAAACCAUCAGCUUCACAAGGAGUACCUCUCGGUGGGAUGGGGACUGGUAGCAUAUCAAGAGGUUUUAGAGGGGAAUUCAAGAAUUGGCAGAUAACUCCUGGUUCAUGUGAAAUGUCGCCAGUGAUGGAAAACCAAUUUUCGAUCUUUAUAACUAGAGAAGGAGGAAGCAAAAAGUACUCCUCAGUUUUGUCUCCUGGUCAGCAUGAUGGUUUAAAAAAAUCUAGCGAUGAUGGUAUAUCAUCCUGGGACUGGAAAUUAAGAGGCGAUCGUUCAACAUACCAUGCUUUGUUUCCUCGAGCAUGGACUGUUUAUGAUGGUGAACCUGAUCCUGAAUUGAAAAUAUCUUGUCGUCAAAUAUCUCCAUUUAUUCCUCACAACUACGAAGAGAGUAGUCUCCCUACAUCAGUUUUUGUCUACACUCUAGUGAAUACUGGAAAGGAAAGGGCAAAAGUGAGCCUAGUAAUGACAUGGGCGAAUUCUAUUGGGGGGCUUUCACAUCAGUCUGGCGGUCAUGUAAAUGAGCCAUUCAUAGGAGAAAAUGGAAUUUCUGGUGUUCUCCUACAUCACAAGACUGCCAACAAUAAUCCUCCUGUAACAUUUGCUGUUGCUGCAUGUGAAAAUCAAAAUGUAGAUGUCACGGUGCUGCCAGUGUUUGGGCUUUCUGGAGAAAGUUCUAUCACUGCUCGGGAGAUGUGGGGCACAAUGGUUCAGGGUGGUUGCUUUGACCGAGAUAAUUUCAAUGUUGGCCCCUGCAUGCCUUCUUCGCCGGGUGAUGCAGUUUGUGCAGCAGUUUCUGCUUCCACCUGGGUUGAACCACAUGGAAGAUGUACAGUUGUAUUUGCGUUGGCCUGGUCUUCUCCUGAGGUUAAAUUUAAGAAGGGAAGUACGUACCACAGGAGAUAUACAAAGUUCUAUGGAACUUCUCCAAAGUCGGCUAUAAACCUGGUGCAAGAUGCAUUGAUGAAGUAUAAGCAUUGGGAAGAGGAAAUUGAUAAGUGGCAAACCCCAAUUCUCCGCGAUGAGAGACUUCCGGAAUGGUAUAAGAUCACUCUCUUCAAUGAACUAUACUUUCUUGUGGCUGGAGGAACUGUUUGGAUAGACAGUGAACCAUUGAUGUUGGACGCUGAUAAAAGUUCUAAGUCAAGUCUACCUGAGGAUAGUGAUUUGCCACUUCAUAACAGCACUUGCAACUCUACAGUUCCACUUAUUGGUUCUAGCCCGCUUGAUUUUGAUGACAAAGAAAAUGUUGGGAAGUUUUUGUACCUUGAAGGAGUGGAGUACUUCAUGUGGUGCACUUACGAUGUACACUUCUAUGCUUCUUUUGCUCUUUUGGACCUCUUCCCUAAGAUUGAGCUGAGUAUACAACGUGAUUUUGCUAGAGCUGUUUUGCGUGAAGAUAGAAGUAGAGUCAGAUUUCUUGCUGACGGUACAUGGGGCACACGUAAAGUAAUCGGUUCUGUUCCUCAUGAUCUCGGAGCACAUGAUCCUUGGCAUGAAUUGAAUGCAUACAAUAUACAUGAUACAAGUAGAUGGAAAGAUCUAAAUCCGAAGUUUGUUCUCCAAGUUUACAGGGAUUUUACUGCAACCGACGACAUGUCAUUUGGCAAGGAUGUCUGGCCUGCAGUUUGUACUGCUAUGGAAUACAUGGAACAGUUUGAUCGUGAUGACGAUAGUAUGAUUGAGAAUGAUGGUUUUCCUGAUCAAACGUAUGAUGCUUGGACUGUUCUCGGUGUAAGUGCCUAUUGUGGUUGUCUUUGGCUUGCUUCCCUUCAAGCUGCAGCGGCAAUGGCCCGCAGCCUUGGACAUGCUGACUAUGCUGAGAGGUGCAUGGUGAAAUUUGCAAAAGCUAAACACGUGUUUGAAGCCAAGUUAUGGAAUGGUUCAUAUUUUAAUUAUGACAGCGGAACAAGCUAUAGUAGCCGCUCCAUCCAGGCAGAUCAGUUAGCUGGACAAUGGUACACUGCAUCAUCGAGUUUGCCACCUCUGUUCGAUGAGGACAAAAUAAAACGCACACUUCAGAAAAUAUUUGACUAUAAUGUGAUGAGGGUGAAAGGAGGACGUAUGGGAGCGGUCAAUGGUAUGCAUCCGAAUGGAAAGGUAGACGAGACAUGCAUGCAGUCAAGAGAAAUCUGGACUGGAGUAACGUAUAGUUUAGCUGCAACGAUGCUGCUCCAUGGAAUGGAGGAUCAGGCUUUCACUACAGCGGAAGGCAUUUUUCUUGCAGGGUGGUCUGAAGAGGGCUAUGGGUAUUGGUUUCAAACUCCAGAAGCAUGGACAAUUGAUGGGCACUAUAGAUCUCUGAUAUAUAUGCGUCCGCUUGCGAUAUGGGCAAUGCAGUACGCGUUGUCUCCUCCAAGGGCGAUACUUGAGGCCCCAAAGGUAAAUACAAUGGAUAGGGCCUACAUUUCUCCUAGCGCCCUCCAGUUUCUCCAGGAUAGCGUCAGGAAGAUAACUCCCAAGAAGGGCUGUUUUUGAACCAAUUUGCUGAACUGUGGUUGCUGAUUUGGUUAGAGAUUUAGCUCAGUUGUUCCUGUACAUGCAUACAUAUAUAUAAGUUUGUAAAGCCUCUUCUUAAAUAAAUGCAGAGUUGUGAUUCUCUUA
Lolium rigidum is the source of this 3247-nucleotide messenger RNA. Its product is annotated as non-lysosomal glucosylceramidase-like. Gene Ontology annotation, biological process: carbohydrate metabolic process; glucosylceramide catabolic process. Lineage: Eukaryota; Viridiplantae; Streptophyta; Magnoliopsida; Poales; Poaceae. The record is from RefSeq and is a predicted model, not a curated record. Bases 344 to 3121 code for a protein of 925 amino acids. Gene Ontology annotation, molecular function: glucosylceramidase activity; beta-glucosidase activity. Gene Ontology annotation, cellular component: membrane. The transcript is spliced from 18 exons.